CAUACGUGUGAAUGUAAAUUACAUGUAAUGUAUUUUUCGCAGUAUUUUUCGUUUUUAAUAUUGUAACUAGCGUCGAUGGUAUUUCAAUUGGUAAAUUAACCAAUGUUUUUGUUAUAAUUUAUCUAGUUCGCUCAUAAAUACUGUCAUCCUCUUAAACGCGAGUUCGAAAAAUUUUGCCAUCUAUUUCGCAGAAUUUCGAACUUCAAGCUGGAAUUAAAACGAGAAAAUUUUCUUAUAGUCUGGUGAUAAUUCGAUGAAACGCUUUCUCGAUCUUUCAGAUUGGCUAUUCUACUCGCUUGAUCGGGGAAUUACUUCCGGUCAUUUCCGUUAAAUGGCGACGACGAUGGGUAGUUCGCAUCGAAGUGUGUUGUUGUAACAUCUCGUUCGCGAUUUUAAGAAACCGUUCAACUGUUCUCCUCGUCCGUUAAAAUUCUGUUGCCUCGUUGGGUUUCAUGCAUGACGAUUUGCUUGUAAGACUGUACGUUCCUGAACGAUAAAGUCGAAAGCGUUGAGCGUGCCUUGUGCCGAAUACUUUUGUAUGAGAAUAAUGGCCGAUGUGGAAGGGAAAAAGCUUACAGAACUGCGAGUUAUAGAUUUGAAAACGGAACUCGAGCGUCGUGGGCUAGACAAAACUGGCAAUAAAGCAGCACUCCUCGAGCGUCUGUCCAAAUAACAGGUACAACAAAUCAAGAUGAAUCUACUGACACAGUAGAAAAUCAAAAGGAAGAAAGUAUGGAAAUAUCAAAUAUUAGUGAAGCAAGAAUAAAAGCAGAGCCGAAGUCUGACGUGGAAGAGGACAUAUUGUCCAGGACAGAAGAAUCCCAAAAUGAAAUUCAAAAUAAUGCUAAUAAAGAAAUGGAAUACAAGCAGGAACUUAAGAAUCAUUCGAAUAAAAAUACAUCUGAAAACAUGCAGGCUGCUGAUAAAAAAGUAGAAUCUGACAUAGCUACCGUAGCUAAUCAAACGACGGCUAAUUCAGUUUCGACUGUUGAGGCUAAUGGUAUCGACAACGAAGAUUCCAUCAAUCUAACUAUCGGCGAAGAUGAAGAAAAUCUCCUUGCUGAGGAGUAUUUGGCAUCAAGACCAAGGGACAUACUUAUCUACGUGUAAACCCUCAUCUAUCCAGAAUUACGAGUGCGGAUUUGUCAACAAAAUUACACUUCAUGCUUCAUUUUACGUCUGAUCUUCGAGCUCCAUAUUUGCAAGCAAGCACACAUGCAGGAAUGGAUGCGCACCCCUUUUUGUCAUGUGGACAUGCAGUAACGUACCUGCAAUGUAUCAUGGCAUAA
Molecule: messenger RNA, 1289 nt
Organism: Heterotrigona itama
Lineage: Eukaryota; Metazoa; Arthropoda; Insecta; Hymenoptera; Apidae
Source: the annotation of a GenBank genome assembly